AUGUGGACCUCGCUGCCGAGGACGAGGCGCAAGUGGAGGGAGCCUCCAUCGGGCAGCGGAGGGCAGCGGAAGCGUCCGGAGGUCCUGUGCUCGGUGCUGCUGGUGGCCGCCUCGAUCGUCGCGACGGCGGCCGCCGCGGCGGUGUGUCCCGCGCCCGAAUCGAUUCCGGGCUGCCCGUGCUACAACUUCGAGGACGGCCUCUUCCUCGAGUGCGCCGGAGCCACGGAGGAGUCCCUGCGAGUCGCGCUAUCGGGGGUGCUCGGCGUCCAGCCCGGCGAAGGGGCGGUGGUGCAGUCGUUGAGUGUCUACGAGCUGGAUCGGAAGGUGGAGGAGCUCCGGGCCUCGGUGUUCCCGGCCGGGACGCAGAUCCGCCACCUGCAGAUCUCGCACUCCGGGGUGAAGGAGAUCGGCGAGGAUGCCUUUCGGAUGCUGGGCUCGAGCCUGGAGUCCUUAGGACUGGUAUCCGGCAAGCUGGCGCAGGUGCCGCAGAAGGCGCUGGCCUCGCUGGGCAGGUUGGCAGCUCUGGACCUGGAGGCGAACCUGGUCCACGAUCUGCCGAGCUUCAGCUUCUACGGGCUCUCCUUGAUCAAGUUGAACCUGAAGGGCAACCAGAUCGCGAAGAUCUCGGAGUACGCUUUCGCUGGGUUGGAGGACACUCUGACCGAUCUGGACCUGGCGGAGAACAAGAUCAGGAUGUUCCCGAUGACGUCGCUGAGACGACUCGAGCACCUGACUUCGCUGCGGCUGGCUUGGAACGAGGUCUCUCAGCUGCCCGAGGACGGGUACUCCAGGUUGGACGCCCUCAACUUUCUCGACCUCAGCAGCAACAACUUCGAGAUCAUACCUCUGAACUGUUUCCGAUGCUGCCCGUCGUUGCGGACGCUCUCCCUGUAUUACAACGUAGUCGAGUCGGUAGACAAGGACGCCUUUAUAUCCUUGAUAGACCUCGAGUCGAUAGAUCUCAGUCACAAUAAGAUAGUGUUUCUCGACGUAGCAACCUUUCGUGCCAAUCAGAAGCUCCGGUCCAUCGACCUGAGCCACAACCACGUCCACCACAUCAAGGGCGUGUUCUCUCGGCUGCCCGAGCUGAAGGAACUCUUCCUCGCCGAGAACAACAUCCUCGAGAUCCCGGCCGAGACUUUCGCCGGGAGCACCGCGCUCUCGGUGGUGUAUCUCCAGCAAAAUGCCAUUAGGCGGAUAGAUGGCCGAGGGCUGGCCACCCUCGGCCAGCUAGCGCAACUGCAUCUCAGUGGGAACUACAUCGAAAAAGUGCCGAGAGACUUCCUCGAGCACUGCGAGAACCUCUCGACCCUCUCCCUGGACGGGAAUUACAUUCGCGAGCUGGAAGUUGGCACCUUUGCCCGCGCCAAGCAGCUAAGAGAACUCCGAUUGCAGGACAAUCGAAUCACCGAGGUCAAGAGAGGAGUCUUCGCUCCUCUGCCCUCGCUCCUCGAACUGCACCUGCAAAACAAUGCGAUCACGGACAUGGAGACGGGGGCCCUUCGCUCCCUCCACAGCCUGCAGCAUGUUAACCUGCAGGGCAACCUUUUGGCCGUCCUCGGCGACGUUUUUCAGGUAUCCAGCGAGCCCGGGCAAAACGGCAACGCGGCCACCUCGGCCGGAAGCUCGCUCGUCUCCAUACAACUGGACAACAAUGGCCUGGGAGUCCUGCAUAACGACUCCUUGAGGGGCCAAGCCUCCGUCAGAAUAAUGUGGUUGGGUCACAAUAGGCUGACUCGUCUGCAGGCCCCGCUUUUCCGCGACCUCCUCCUGGUCGAGCGUCUCUACCUGACCAACAACUCGAUCUCGCGCAUCGAGGACACCGCCUUCCAGCCCAUGCAGGCCCUCAAGUUCCUCGAGCUUAGCAUGAACAAGCUGACGCACGUCACCGUUCGAACCUUCUCCGAGCUGCACGAGCUGGAGGAGCUCUAUCUGCAGGACAACGGCCUGAGACGACUCGAUCCCUACGCCUUGACCUCGCUCAAGAGGCUGCGCGUCCUGGACCUGGCCAACAAUCGGCUGAACGUGCUGCACGACACCAUCUUCCAGGAAGGACUGCCAAUCCGGACGCUGAACCUGAGGAACUGCUCAGUCGGCACGAUAGAGCGCGGGGCCUUCAGAGGUCUCAACAACUUGUACGAGCUCAACUUGGAGCACAACAGGCUAACGGCCAUGGCCCUGGACCGCCUCGACAUUCCCGGACUGAGAGUCCUGAGGAUCUCCUCGAACAACUUCAGCCAAAUCAACGGAGACUCCCUCGACGGCUUGCCGUCCCUCCAGUACCUGGCCAUGGACUCCUCCCAACUGUACCGCAUGCCGCCCGACAUCUUUUCCAAGAACAAGAAUCUCGCCAAGUUGUCCCUGGGCAACAACCUCCUGCGCGGUUUGCCCGGAGCCCUCUUCAUCGGGCUCGAGUCCCUGAAGGAGGUGAAGCUCGACGGGAACCGCUUUCAGGACAUUCCCUACGAAGUCUUCUCCAACGCCAGCUCCGUCGAGGUGCUGUCGCUGGCGAAUAACGUGAUCGUCCACGUGGACGUCUCUCGUCUGAACGGGCUGGUCAGCUUGCGGGAGCUGGAUCUUCGCAGCAACUACGUGGCAUCGCUCUCGGGAUUCGCGGCCGCCAACUUAUCGCGGCUCCUCGCUGUCGACCUUAGCCACAACCACUUGUCCGCCUUGCCGGCCAACUUCUUCGUCCACUCGGCUUCGCUGAGGAAAGUCGAGCUAGCGGCGAACAAGUUUCGCCAGAUACCGGCCACCUCGCUCUCCACCCAGAACAUCCCCAGUUUGGCCUGGCUGAACGUCACCGCCAAUCCUUUGACCAGGAUACACGAGAUCAGCUCCGAGGCCAAGUACCCCGCUCUGAGGGAGAUCCACAUAAGCGGCACCAAUCUCACGAUAGUCACCAGCCAGGACUUCGAGGCGUUCCCUGCACUGAUGCACCUCUUCAUGGGGAGCAACGUGAUCUCGCGCGUCUCACCCAGUGCCUUCCGCAGCCUGCCGAACCUGCUGACUCUGGACCUCAGCGUGAACGAGCUGGAGCUGCUGCCGCAGGAAAGACUGAAAGGACUGGAGCACCUCAGGUUGCUGAACCUGACGCACAAUCGCCUGAAGGAGCUCGAGGACUUCCCGCCGGACCUGAAGGCGCUCCAGGUGCUGGACCUGUCCUACAAUCAGAUCAGCGGCGUGGCCAAAGGCACCUUCCAGCAUCUCGAGAAUCUGGCCGAGCUGCAUCUCUACGGGAAUUGGAUUUCCUCCAUAUCCUCGGACGCUUUCAAGCCCCUGAAGAAGCUGAGGAUCCUGGACUUGAGCAGGAACUAUUUGGAGAACUUGCCGCUGAAAGCCUUCAAGCCGCUCGAGACCCAGAUCAGAAGCUUGCGGGCCGAAGAAAAUCCCCUGCACUGUGACUGCGAGUCCCAGGAGCUGUGGGAAUGGCUGCGGGACCACCAGAAACUCGUCGGCGGAGUCAGCAGAAACCGCGGCGGAAUGGGAGUAAACGACAUGGAGAGCGGAUUGCUGAGGUGCGAACAGCCUCCGGAGCUGCGCGGCCUGGUGUUCCUGGAUCUGGACCCCCACGCCUUCUGCUCGGCACCCCUGGUCUUGAAACUCGCCAUCCAAGACAUCCAGCCCUUCUCCGUUCUCGUCUCCUGGCAGAGCAGGAACCACUCGGGCUUGCACGGGUACCAGGUCGCUUAUCACGCGUUGGACACCAUUGACGAGGUCCACGGGAGGCUGCUGGAUCCCAACGCGCGAUCCGUGAAGCUGUCAAAGCUAUCGUCCAACACUCGCUACCUGAUCUGCGUGCUGGGACUAGGGAACUGGGUGUCUCGGGAAGGAGAGACCAACUCGGUCGGGAUAUUGAACGCCUCCAGGGGUGACGUUUUCGAUGCGACAGCUUUGCCGGAAAUGGUCGACUCCCCCACGAGUCGGUGCACCGAGGUGAAGACGCUCGAGGCGCCCGACGCCGUGAUCAGCAGUGACGGGUCUACCAGCGACGUCGGCGGAGUGGCGAACAUCCUCACCAGGAGACUCGGAUUGAUAGUGGGAUGCUGCAUGGGUUUCGUGGUCUUCGUCCUCCUCGUCUCCGUCCUGGGAUACCUUAAAAUUAAGAAGCAGCGAGAGGCCGUCAAACGAGACCAGCAGCCGGUUCCCCCGGAGUACAUCUCCUACCGACACUUCAGCAUCCAAAGCGGCGAAGCCGGACACGCGGCCAGGGCGGCCAGUCAGGAGGGCCAGCAUCCGAGCUUCAUAACCAACAUGGGGAACGCGACCUUGAACGUGUAAAAUUACGCAGACCAGAAUUUACGAUUACGUCCUCUAGUUUGGACUGGCCAAUUCCCAUUCGAGGUCUCGAGGUGCUGGCUGGGACGGAAAUUAUCCAGCCAGUCGAGACCGUGCAGAGCCCGCUUCGAAGCGAGUUGCAGCGUACGGCGACCUGCGACGGAUAGGAACGAAGUUACAGAUGACGGGUGCGAUUUGUAAUUACAGGAAGAGGUAGAGAAAUUACGAUUUUCAUUUGUACUGGUGGAGGAAAGGGACGGUGGAGAUUAUUCGUUGAAACGAACACACGAGGGUAGGACGGUUAAGGUGGAAAUCCGUCACCGUUGAAAUCUGAGUUAAAAAAUAGAAAUUCAAGUACCUACUUCCCGGACGGCCACGAGUCAAUGUCGGUUGGAAUUUUCUACCCGGAGGGUCAGGGGUCUCAUUACCCCGCGGUGGAGUAGUUAAAGGUUAAACCGUACAAUUUAUCAUUUCGCGUUUCGGAGUUCAACUGCACCCAGUACGUUCCAUGCGCCGGUUGCAAAUGGAAUUUCUAGAGAGGAUUUAUAUACAAAUUGCACGAGUAAUUUGUAAUUCCGUAAUGGCGUUGCGCCGGUAAUGGGUAACCCUACCGACCAAGGAGGGGAUCGACCUAGACGAGGAGGGAAUCGACGUGGGCCUCGAAGGGUCCACUCGGAUUCCGGUAGCAAUUUUGCAUUGUUAAACAACGCCGAAGACUGCCCCGAAAGCGAUCCGCGAAAUUUAUUUGAGGUGUCCGAGAAUAUGUGGCCGAGAGUGGAUGGAUGAAUGUAGUCGUGCGAGAGUCGGCAGAUCUCCAGGACUCGGGAGGAGAUCCUUUAGCUUAGCUUAAGGACAAUUUUAUAAGCGAUUUUCUACGAGGUUUAAUUUACAAUUUGAGCGGCACGAGACGACGGGCUCCGAGAACACCCGGAACGCACGAAAAAAUGUCGGAUUUGAUCGAACCCCGAGUUCGUCGCGCCUACGCGAAUGGUCAUAUGCAGUAGAAACCUCAUUGUAAGACGUGACGCAUUUGCCAACAAUUACCACUAAAUACCGUAGCAUUGUACACCUCACCGCCCUCGUAGCGACGGGGUGCAUUGUAUUUUCUUAAUGGUUUCCGAACUACGUCUUGGGUUUUUAGCUCCCGGCGACGUCGCGUCGGAGUUUCGAGGCUCUCGUGGAGGUCGAUGACUCGAAAACGUGAAUAUUCAUUUUGAAAUUCAUGAAUCAUCGAAUAGAGCAACAUUCCAAAUCGUUUACCACCGCGUUCGUUGCCGGGCGAUUUCGAUACCAUCUCGACCUCCCCGUUAAAUCCUUGAAAGUACCGAAGCGACGUAAGAGCGCCUCGCCCGAGGAGGUGAAACCACCCUAAUCUUGUCGAGAUGAUAAGGAAAUUUUUAGGUUUGCGAUAGACGAUUCUCCCCGCGAGGAAACUUCUCUCGAUCGGGUUCCUCGCGUCCGGGGACGAGGGAAGUCCCGACGCGCUACCCCGGCACUAGGUCACGUCGAUUCUCCGCGACUUACGUAUUUCUGCGCUACACAUAUGUAUUGUAACAUACACGUACAUACGUCACUGUAAUAAAAUGCAAA
This is a messenger RNA of Orussus abietinus, 5868 nucleotides long. RefSeq names its product protein artichoke. The coding region runs from base 1 to 4281 and encodes 1426 amino acids. Gene Ontology annotation, molecular function: protein binding. Gene Ontology annotation, cellular component: extracellular matrix. The record is from RefSeq and is a predicted model, not a curated record. The transcript has 4 exons. NCBI's taxonomy places the organism in Eukaryota, Metazoa, Arthropoda, Insecta, Hymenoptera, Orussidae.